Babesia bigemina is the source of this 927-nucleotide messenger RNA. RefSeq names its product ribosomal protein S12, putative. Gene Ontology annotation, cellular component: ribosome; small ribosomal subunit. NCBI's taxonomy places the organism in Eukaryota, Apicomplexa, Aconoidasida, Piroplasmida, Babesiidae. Bases 1 to 927 code for a protein of 308 amino acids. Gene Ontology annotation, molecular function: structural constituent of ribosome. The transcript has a single exon. The record is from RefSeq and is a predicted model, not a curated record. Gene Ontology annotation, biological process: translation.
AUGCGCCCUGAUCUCAUAUUGAGAUCCUCGAUCAGGGUGACUGGCGCCGUUGCAGCGCUGUCCAGCGGGGUGAAGCUACGCAUGCGAGCGGCAGGUCUUACGGCCACGACAUCAUCACUCCAUCAUUCAGCACAUGGGCCACCGGAUUCGUCUGUCGGAUGCAAUGCAAAUGAGUCGUACUCCCCUUGUGGGAAGCGUGGAGUUAUGGCUGCUUCUGCCGCAUCUCACCGUCGUGAUUGGCUUCAGCCUUCUGCUCUGAUGGGGAUCCAAAGAAGCUUCAUUGCUGCGAAAAGGCCACUUGGAUUCCACCUUUGUCGCCACUUCAGCACGAGGAAUAUAAGCGGGAGGCUAUUUUACCGGCGGCGUCCCAAGAUGAUACCCCGCUACAAGCCGAAGAACCGUAGGUCGUGCUGGUUAGAAGGCUGCCCUCAGAAGAAGGGCGUCUGCGUGACGCUUAGGGUCGUGACACCGCGUAAGCCUAAUUCUGGGUUGCGCAAAGUAGCCAGGGUGCGGCUGAGCACUGGAAGAACGGUCACGUGCCACGUACCCGGCGAAGGCCACAACCUUCACACGCAUUCGGUGGUGCUGGUGCGUGGCGGUCGCUGCCAAGAUGUGAGCGGGUGCCACUACAAGGUCAUUCGCGGGAAGUAUGACCUGCUGCCGGUGAAGAACCGCGCUUCGUCGCGCUCCAAGUACGGCAUAAGGCUGUCCGACGCUGUUAUUGAGAAACGCCGCCUGCGGAAGAACCAGUUGCACGUCAGCACCGAGUUGGACCGAGAGGUGUUUAACACGCUGCUUCUACACGAUUGGGUGAACCCGGACGGAUCGCGGCGCACCGAGCCCUUGGGCCCCGAUGAGCCUGUUCCCGUGGACAUUUUCAACUUCAACAGCCGUCUUCGCAGCAUCGUGCACGCCAACAAGGGCUAG